AUGAGGACCAAGAAUCUGGAAGGUGAAGUUCUUGGUAACAUCUUACCGAGAUUUAAAGGUUUGCGUGUCUUAAAAUUAGAGGAGGCUGAUAUUGAUGAGUUGCCAAUUUCAAUUGGAAAGUUGAAACAUUUGAGGUAUUUAGAUAUUUCAGGAACAAUGGUUGAAAGGCUCCCCCAAUCUGUUGGCAAGCUUUAUAACCUACAGACGUUAAGAAUAGAGAGUUUCUAUCUUGAAAAGUGUCCAAAGGAACUGCAAAAUUUGAUCAACUUGAGACAUAUUUAUUUUAAAAAGAAUGCUAUGGACUUUCCAGUUGGCAUGGGCCGGUUGAGUAAUCUCCGAUCGUUAUCUUAUUUUAUUGUGGGUAAGGAGAAAGGCCGUGGAAUAGAGGAGUUGGGUGGCUUAAAGCAUUUGAAAGGAAAAAUAUCUAUUUAUCAUUUGGAGCAUGUGAGAGAUAUAGAAGAAGCAAAGAAGGCAAAGUUAGCGGAGAAGACAAACAUACGCAAACUAAAGUUUGAAUGGGGGGAAGGCAGGUCAAGCGCCAUAAACAACGACAGGGAUGUCCUAGAAGGCCUUGCACCGCACUCUGAAUUGGGAAUUUUGAAGAUUUGCAACUUUAGCAGUGAUCAAUUUCCAUCAUGGAUGACGAGUGGAAAUUUGUUUUCUUCCUUGAAAAUAUUAAGUAUUGAUAAUGCAAAGAACCUAAUUGAAUGGACGGGAGCUGCAAUAUUUCCUCGCCUUGAGGAGCUGUUCCUGAGGAAUUGUAAUCAAUUGAAAAGUGCUCCCACUCAUUUUCCAUGUCUCCAAAAGUUAACAAUAGAUUCCAUGGAUAGCGGCAUGCCGAUAGCUAACAUAAGCACUCAGCUCACCACUCUUUCUCAUCUCACAAUAAAGGAGAUGAAGGAACUUGCUUCUCUGCCGGAAGGGAUGUUAAAGAAGAACAAAAAGCUUUCAUAUUUGGCGAUAAGGAGCUGUCCAGAUUUAACUUGUAUUGCUGCGGAUGUAUUUGGUUGUUGUGCAUCUCUCGAGUCAUUGAGAAUUUAUGGGUGUCCUAAUCUUAGGACUUUGCCUGAUGGGCUACACACUCUGCUCUCCCUUAAGGAGUUGAUUAUAAGGGAUUGUAAAAGUCUGGAGUGCAUCCCAGUUACACAGGGUCUCGCAUCUCUCUGCAAAUUUCCUAUUGAUAAUGCAAAGAACCUAAUUGAAUGGACGGGAGCUGCAAUAUUUCCUCGCCUUGAGGAGCUGUUCCUGAGGAAUUGUAAUCAAUUGAAAAGUGCUCCCACUCAUUUUCCAUGUCUCCAAAAGUUAACAAUAGAUUCCAUGGAUAGCGGCAUGCCGAUAGCUAAUAUAAGCACUCAGCUCACCACUCUUACUCAUCUCACAAUAAAGGAGAUGGAGGAACUUGCUUCUCUGCCGGAAGGGAUGUUAAAGAAGAACAAAAAUCUUUCAUAUUUGGAGAUAAGGAGCUGUCCAGAUUUAACUUGUAUUGCUGCGGAUGUAUUUGGUUGUUGUGCAUCUCUCGAGUCAUUGAGUAUUUCAUGGUGUCCUAAUCUUAGGACUUUGCCUGAUGGGCUACACACUCUGCUCUCCCUUAAGGAGUUGAUUAUAAGGAAUUGUGACAGUCUGGAGUGCAUCCCAGUUACACAGGGUCACGCAUCUCUCUGCAAAUUUCCUAUUUUCAAGUGUCUUGAGUUAUGUAUUCUACCUGAGGGGCUAGAAUGUUGCACCUCUCUUCGAAGGUUGAUAAUAGACGAAUGCUCCAAAAUAACAUCCAUUUCAAUCACACACGGCCUCCCAUCCCUCUGCGAAUUAGAGAUUUCGAAUUGUGAUGAAUUAUCAAGCCUACCAAAUGGGUUACAACAUUGUACCUCUCUUGAGCACUUGUCUAUUACCUAUUGCCCGAAUCUAGAAGCUAUUCCAAGUUUAGACAGCCUCACACAACUCCGUCAGUUGGAGAUCUAUAACUGUGAUGGAUUAAAAGGUGUACCCCUUACUAGUGCGUUUACAGCAUCCCUCACCCGCUUAAAGGAAUUGGAAAUUGGUGGGUUCUGGAAGGAGCUCGAUUUCUUCCCUGCUUUUCAGUCUGAUGUAUCUACCUCCACUUGA
Messenger RNA from Prunus avium (sweet cherry), 2103 nucleotides. NCBI's taxonomy places the organism in Eukaryota, Viridiplantae, Streptophyta, Magnoliopsida, Rosales, Rosaceae. The record is from RefSeq and is a predicted model, not a curated record.